Messenger RNA from Mus pahari (shrew mouse), 1305 nucleotides. RefSeq names its product TPD52 like 1 (gene Tpd52l1). The record is from RefSeq and is a predicted model, not a curated record. Lineage: Eukaryota; Metazoa; Chordata; Mammalia; Rodentia; Muridae. The transcript has 8 exons. Gene Ontology annotation, biological process: positive regulation of MAP kinase activity; positive regulation of apoptotic signaling pathway. Bases 205 to 834 code for a protein of 209 amino acids. Gene Ontology annotation, cellular component: cytoplasm.
CUGUGUGGAGCAGGUGGACUGGAAGGGGCGGAGGUAACCAGCAGCGGCCAGUGGUGGCCGCCCGCAGUCCCCCGCCCCGUCCACGCAACGCUCGCGACACGCGCGCCCGGAGAGGGCACGGGCGGCGGGGCUAGCUGUCUUCCGAGCUCUGCUCUGCGAGGAGUCCGCGUGUUCCCCGCCGCGCUCAGCUCCAAGCCGGCCACCAUGGAGGCGCAGGCACAAGGCUUGUUGGAGACGGAACCGCUACAAGGAAGAGAUGGGGAUGCAAUAGACAGUGCUGACUUCUCUAGCAUGCUCUCUGAGGAGGAGAAGGAAGAGCUAAAGGCAGAGUUAGUUCAGCUAGAAGACGAAAUCACCACAUUACGACAAGUUUUGUCAGCAAAAGAAAGACAUCUGGUUGAGAUCAAACAGAAGCUCGGCAUGAAUCUGAUGAAUGAGUUAAAGCAGAACUUCAGCAGGAGCUGGCAUGACAUGCAGACCACGACUGCGUACAAGAAAACGCACGAAACCCUGAGCCAGGCAGGGCAGAAGGCAACAGCAGCUUUCAAUAAUGUGGGAACUGCCAUCAGCAAGAAGUUUGGAGAUAUGAGGUCUCAGUCUUUUGGGUACUCCAUCCGCCAUUCCAUAAGUAUGCCUGCCAUGAGGAAUUCUUCUACUUUCAAAUCAUUUGAGGAGAGGGUUGAGACAACUGUUGCAAGCCUCAAGACGAAAGUAGGUGGGACACACCACACUGGUGGCAGUUUUGAGGAGGUCCUGAACUCCACAGCACAUGCCAGCUCACAGAAUGCUUCGGCAGGCCCCCGGCAGACCAAGGACGAGGAGCUGCAGUGCUAGGUCCAGCCUGGGCUGCUGCCGGUCAAUCUGCCUGCUCAUCCUCUGAUAUGAAGACCAAAAUCCCACUGGGAACCCCAAGUUUUGACGUUGAUAUGUAAAUGGGGUCUCCAAAAUGUUUAAUAAAAUGAUUUCUUUUUGCAUUUGUGUUGAUGACCAUUACUCUGCAGUAUUGACAAAUGUCAUCUUUAAAAACAGACAACCUGGAGCAGGGUCAUAAUUGUUCUGGAAUCUCGUCUGUGUAACUCAAUGUGUAUUUCCCAAUCACACAGAUACUGAUUAUUAGCUUUGGUUUUGGCUUGGUCUCCAAACCAAUAUGCAUGUCUCAGAGUGCACCUGUCAGUCUGAAGAUCGACAGGUGACACUAUUUAUGACUGUCUCCAGCAGGGGGCCAAAUCCUACAAAUUUCACCAAAUUGCUUGUGAUUUCCAUGUGAAUUUAUUUAAAUCAUUAAAAUAAUUCAUUUUAACGAUG